AUGUCGCGGGCGGCUCCCCGGGCGCCGCUGCUGCCGCCGCUGCUGCCGCUGCUGCUGGGGGGUCUGCUGCUGCGGGUGGGCCGGGGGAGCCCCGAGGCGGCGGCGGCGGCCGCGCUGCCCUCCUUGCUCAGCACCUCCUUCGUGCUCCGGGGCGACGCGGCGCACAACCAAGCCAUGGUGCACUGGACCGGCCACAACAGCAGCGUGAUUUUGAUCCUUACCAAGUAUUACCACACAGAUAUGGGCAAAGUAUUGGAAAGUUCUUUGUGGAGAUCCUCAGAUUUUGGGACGCUAUAUACCAAGUUGAAUCUGCAGCCUGGGAUUCCUACAGUUAUUGAAAAUUUCUACAUCUGCCCUACUAAUAAAAAAAAGAUAAUUCUUGUAAGUUCAUCCCAAAAUGACCGGGACCAGAGUCUUUUCAUUAGCACAGACGAAGGAGCUACUUUUCAAAAGCAGCCCAUUAAUUUCUUUGUGGAAACGUUGAUUUUUCAUCCCAAGCAGGAAGACAAAGUGCUUGCCUUCACUAAAGAGGAACAGCUCUAUGUAUCGAUUGACUUGGGGACCAAAUGGACUCUUCUUCAGGAUCAUGUAUCAAAAGAUCAUAUCUUUUGGUCUGUUGAUGGAUUUGACAAAGACCCUAAUUUGAUUCACAUGGAAAUCCAGGAUGCCGAUGGAGGCUUUCGCUACUUGGUCUGUCCUUUUCACAACUGCUCUGAUGGACAGCUGAGAGCCCCAUUCCUUGGCCGCAUCGACCGCAACUCCUUGACAGUGCAGGAUGACUACAUAUUCCUUCAGACAUCAUCAGCAAAUCAAACAAAAUACUAUGUGUCCUACCGUCGGAAUGAAUUUGUACAGAUGAAACUGCCAAAGUAUGCAUUACCCAAGGAUUUACAAAUUAUUAGCACUGAUGAGAGCCAGGUGUUUGUGGCUGUCCAGGAAUGGUAUCAGACAGACACAUACAACCUUUACCAGUCUGACGCUCAGGGUGUCUCCUACUCAAUCAUGCUGGAAAAUGUCCGGAGUACCAAGCAGCCCGAAGAGAACGUACUGAUAGAUAUUCUGGAGGUGAGAGGCGUAAAAGGAGUCUUUUUGGCCAAUCAAAAAAUUGAUGGGAAAGUGACCACUCUUAUAACAUUCAACAAAGGUCGUGAUUGGGAUUUCCUCAUUCCUCCAGCUGCUGAUAUGAAUGGUAAACCCACCCACUGCAAGCCACCUGAUUGCCACCUUCACCUCCAUCUCCGCUGGCCGGACAAUCCCUAUGUGUCAGGAAUGGUUCAUACCAAGGAUACAGCACCAGGACUCAUAAUGGGGGCAGGAAAUCUGGGUUCCCAGCUUGUUGAGUAUAAAGAAGAAAUGUACGUAACAUCUGAUUGUGGCAAAACUUGGAGACAGGUGUUUGAAGAGGAGCAUCACAUCUUGUACCUGGAUCACGGUGGAGUGAUUGUGGCCAUCAAGGACACUUCUAUUCCACUAAAAAUACUCAAGUUCAGCGUUGACGAAGGUCAAAAUUGGAGCACGCAUAACUUCACCAGUACUUCAGUUUUUGUGGACGGGCUCCUCAGCGAACCUGGUGAUGAGACAUUAGUCAUGACAGUCUUUGGCCACAUCAGUUACCGCUCAGACUGGGAGCUCGUGAAGGUAGACUUCCGGCCAUCUUUCCCCCGAGAAUGCACAGAUGAAGACUAUGAAUCAUGGGACCUGACAAAUCUGCAGGGUGACCGUUGCAUCAUGGGUCAGCAGAGGAGCUUUCGGAAGAGGAAGAGUUCGUCAUGGUGCAUUAAAGGGAGAAGCUUUAUGUCAGCACUCACUUCCACAGUUUGUGAGUGUCGCCAUUCUGAUUUCUUAUGUGAUUAUGGGUUUGAGCGUUCAUCACUGCUAAAAUCUGAGUCUAGCACAUGCUUUGCUGACUUUUGGUUUCACCCAGAAACUCCUCCUGAAGACUGUCUGUUAGGACAUGAAUACAGAAGCAGCACAGGGUAUCGCAAAGUUAUCUCUAACGUGUGUGAGGGCGGUGUGGAUCUGCAGCAAAACGUGUCUCGGCACGUGUGUCCAGCAACUGCUCCCCAAGGACUGCAGAUCAGCAUCAAGGGGGACAGCCUGGCAGUUAAGCCCGGAGAAAAUGUCACCUUCAUUGUUAAACAAGAUCAGGGAGAUAUUUUAAAUACAAAAUAUCAACUAGACCAUGGAGACGGCUUUAAGGCCACAUAUGUGAACCUCACGUUGGCAAAUGAGCCCAUUCAAUACCGCUAUGAGAAUCCCGGGGUUUACCGUGUCUCGGUGACAGCAGAAAAUGCAGCAGGCCAAGAGGAAGCUGUUGUGUUUGUUCAGGUUCACGCUCCAUUACAGGCUUUACAUCUAGAAGUCGUUCCCGUUGUUGGCAAAAAUCAGGAGGUGAACCUGACAGCUGUGACCCUCCCAUGGAACCCAAACUUCACACUAUUUUACUGGUGGAUUGGAAACAACCUUCAGCCAUACCUUUCCUUGGAGAGCUUUUUGGUGUCUAGUUUUACAGAGAUUGGGGAAGUUAGAGUGACCGUUCAGGCUUCCCGUGGGACUUCCAUGCUCCAGGAUUCCAAGGUUAUCCAAGUUUUGGAUCAUUUUCAGGUACUUCAUUUAAGGUUUUCCGAGUAUCUGGAUUUGUACAACCCGAACAUACCUGCUUGGCGGGAGGACAUCGGCCUUGUUGUAACACAACGGAUUGCAAAGGAAACCAGCAUACCUGAAGGAAGCCUUGUGACUGUGGUAAGGCCUGGGUUGCCCACCACAGCAGACUUGUAUGUGCUCCAGUCUCUGAACCACCCAAAGAGGAAAAGAACUGUAUCUAGCAAUAAGAGAAUAGCAGCAAUUAAGCAGUCCUUGGAGGCCCAAAACAUCAGUUUCUUCUUGAGAGAAGGACACUGGAUCUUGGUGACCUUGGACAGCUCUGAUUCAGAUUCUCAGAUUCUUGGAGGCGGCGGAGGAUAUUGGGCGAUCAUAGCCCUUUUUGUCAUCUCUCUGGUGGUUGUAGGCGCUAUCAUUCUAUACAAGUUUAAAAGGAAAUUGCCAGGCAGAAACGUCUAUGCUCAGAUGCAGAAUGAAAAAGAGCAGGAAAUGACCAGCCCUGUGAACCACAGGGAAGACACCCAAAAUAUCAUCCAAGGGGAGGAGUUCAUUGACGAUGACCUAGACUGUCAGACACUAGGAAAUGCAAGAGUGACUCCUUCUGGGAGAGGUGGAAACUUGACCAGCUACAGAGUACCUUUAUUGCUGAUGGCAGUCAGUGUCCAGUCCCAGGCAAUCUCACAGGCGUGGUUCUGAACAUUAAUUCCAGGGAGAUGCACAGUUACCUGGUUAGCUGAUGUGCACAACUGAAUUCGUAGAUGAGACUCUUCUUCCACUGGGUCCCUCCUUUUCCCUCUGAAGAUGUAACUAUGGGUGGGAAAGAAGAUUCUUAAAUUGGCUUGAAGACAGAUGCAGCUGUGUGUCUCUUGGAAAAGAGGGAGAUCAUAUACUUUGUGUUCAUGGCUGUUGACUCUUUUUUUUACACCUCAAACUAAGAUAGCAGAUCUGUAGCCCUAGACACACUUGCAGCCACCGUUUCUGUCUCCUCUGCCCUUUUAGUUCUCUGUCGACAUUUAAUC
This is a messenger RNA of Euleptes europaea (tarantolino), 3620 nucleotides long. RefSeq names its product sortilin related VPS10 domain containing receptor 2 (gene SORCS2). Gene Ontology annotation, cellular component: membrane. The record is from RefSeq and is a predicted model, not a curated record. Lineage: Eukaryota; Metazoa; Chordata; Lepidosauria; Squamata; Sphaerodactylidae. Gene Ontology annotation, molecular function: protein binding. Bases 1 to 3297 code for a protein of 1098 amino acids. The transcript is spliced from 28 exons.